AUGCCUCAAGGAGCUAUCAAUUGCAGCGCUCCAUACAUUCCUCACGAUGCAUCGGUGGAACAUCUUCGUCUCAACUAUGCAUUUGGUGACAGAAUUAAUGUGACCUGUGAUGCAAGUGAUGAAUACUUUACUCUUCAAUGUCAUAACAAAGGCUUGUGGAGCGGACCCGUCGUUUCCUGUCCAAGGUCCAACGUAACAAUACCCGCUGCAGUUACCGCCCAUCGCCACGCCUACUGCAGUGCCCCAGCCGUACCACCUCACUCAACCAAUCAGAACACACGUCUCUCAUACAAAGAAGGUGACAAUAUCAACGUAACAUGUAACGAGGGUUCUGGAUGGUACCCUUUGGAAUGUUCUGACGGAAUAUGGAUCGGACAGAAUAUUGUCUGCCCAAAGCCCACCAUAGACUGCAACCAACCAAUCAUACCCGCCGUUUCAUCGCUGGGCACCUACAGGUCUCAUUACAAGGUCGACGAGGUGGUUAACAUCACAUGUCAAACAUCCCUUGAUUCCAUUCUUUGGGAAUGCCAAAAAGAUGGUCAGUGGCGCGGACCAGAGAUUCGCUGCCCUGUCUCUCAACCUAUAUCAUCCGGUGAUGCUGCAGGGAGAGUUGGAGAAAAGCCUGUAGAAAAGUGGCACGGACGAGAUUUGAUAACUACUGGUCUCCUAGUAGCAGCAGUGAUAAUGUUUGUCCUAGUACUGAUGUCCAUGGUGGCCUUCUCCAUAUCUUUCAAAGGGUGGCACUCGGGAUCAGCCAAAGAUGAUAAAAACGCCGACCGAGGACCACUCCCGGAUGUUCCUGGAGGAUACGCGGACUAUCUUGUAGGAGAAAAGUCUCUGUACACCGAACCAUACUUAAAACCAAGCAGCAUUCCACAUGGAUAUGAGACCUACGAAAAGCCAAUGUAAUUGACGAUACUAUUAUGUUGUAAGAAACUAGAAACCGGAAUCUUCGAUCAGGAAAGUUGAAAUGUUGAA
Molecule: messenger RNA, 978 nt
Organism: Lytechinus pictus (painted urchin)
Lineage: Eukaryota; Metazoa; Echinodermata; Echinoidea; Temnopleuroida; Toxopneustidae
Exons: 6
Coding region: 1-909 (302 amino acids)
Source: RefSeq, a predicted model, not a curated record